This is a messenger RNA of Scomber japonicus (chub mackerel), 2128 nucleotides long. Its product is annotated as monocarboxylate transporter 2-like. Bases 173 to 1615 code for a protein of 480 amino acids. The transcript is spliced from 5 exons. Gene Ontology annotation, molecular function: monocarboxylic acid transmembrane transporter activity. Gene Ontology annotation, biological process: transmembrane transport; monocarboxylic acid transport. The record is from RefSeq and is a predicted model, not a curated record. Gene Ontology annotation, cellular component: membrane. Lineage: Eukaryota; Metazoa; Chordata; Actinopteri; Scombriformes; Scombridae.
AUUGUUUUUUCUGUGUAUGGUCACUUGUAUUUAUCAUGGAAGCACACGUGAUGAGAUCAAAAGCUGUACAGCUGGGCCUCUCUGAGGGAGACGGCCACAGCCAGGCACAACCAAAAAGUUCAUAGCCUUGGCAACACGGUUUCAAGGAUUGUGCAGAGCCGGUGGAUCAAACAUGCCCCCUCCAGCAGCAACCAAUCUAGGCUACACCCCACCAGAUGGAGGCUGGGGCUGGGCCAUCGUUGCUGGCGCUUUCAUCUCCAUAGGAUUCUCCUAUGCUUUUCCCAAGUCCCUCACCAUCUACUUUAAGGAGAUUCAGGAAUAUUUUUCGGUUUCCUACAGUGAGAUUGCCUGGGUGUCCUCAGUCAUGCUCGCUUCUAUGUAUGCAGGAGGACCUUUGAGCAGUAUACUUGUCAACCGCUACGGCAGCAGACCUGUGGUUAUGGUCGGUGGGGUCAUGGUUUGCACUGCCAUGGUGCUUGCUUCAUUUGGCACUACUAUCAUUCAUCUCUAUCUUUGUGUUGGAGUAAUUGGAGGUUUGGGCCUUGCCUUCAAUCUGCAGCCAGCCCUGACAAUCAUCGGUUCCUACUUCCAGGUCAAAAGGCCACUAGCAAACGGACUUGCUAUGACAGGGAGUCCGGUUGUUCUGUGCACUCUUGCUCCUCUCAAUCAGUUUCUGUUUGAUUCUUUUGGCUGGAGAGGGAGCUUUCUCAUCCUGGGAUCCAUUGUGUUGAACUGCUGUGUGGCUGGUUCUCUGAUGAGACCAGUCAACAAAAAUGUCAAACCCAAACCAAAAGCUGAACUACCGGAGUGUAACGGCGGUGAAGAAGCUGCUACUGCGGACAUUGCUACACAAAUAGAUAACCUCCUCCCUGAAGAAAACCAAACUGAGAGUAAUAGUCAGAGCUGCAUACAUAAAUUUGUAGAUGUCUCACUUUUCAGACACCGAGGUUUCCUCAUUUAUCUCGCUGGUAAUGUGGUCAUGUUUUUUGGCUUUUUUGCGCCUGUGGUUUUUAUGGCCCCAUAUGCCAAACAUCUAGGGAUUGAUGAGUAUUCAGCAGCUUUCUUGCUCUCUAUUUUUGCUUUAACGGACAUGUUUAUCAGACCAGCAACUGGCUUCAUAGGCAACACCAAGUUGGUCAGACCAAGAAUCCAGUAUUUUUUCAGUUUUGCUGUUUCGUACAAUGGUUUAUGUCACCUUAUGUGCCCACUGGCAUCUGGAUAUGUGGGUCUUGCAAUCUAUGCUGUAUUCUUUGGUUUGGGUUUUGGGAUGGUUUCUGCACUGCUCUUUGAAGUCCUCAUGGACCUUGUUGGUGCUCAUCGCUUCUCCAGUGCGGUUGGGCUCGUCACCAUUAUUGAGUGUGGCCCAGUGCUUCUUGGACCCCCACUUUCAGGAGCCCUGGUUGAUAUGUUUGGAGAUUACAAGUACAUGUACUAUGCGUGUGGUGUAUUUAUGCUGGUGCCUGGCAUAUUUUUCUUCAUCAUGCACUACUACAACUACAAGAGACUGGACGAGGAGCAGAGGCAGAGUGUGGCUGUGAAGAUGAAGACUUCUGUAGACGCAGUAAAACUUCAAAUGAGCCAGAAUGAUAACAUAGUACAUGAAACAAACGGAUGAACUUACUGAAUAUGAUUUUAUUUUAGUGGAUGUUGAAAGAUGACACUGUACCUCUUUUACUGCAGGCCUGACAGUAUAUGGGGUACUAUUGCUAGGAAUGAUUUUCUACCCUGGAUCAGGUGUUGGACUCUUUGGACAUUUGGAAAAUAUGUGAGGAUUAAUGUAUGGUAUUUUAAUAGUUAUUUUAUAUACAGUGUUGUUAUUAUUACACUAUGUGAUAACUGCAACUGUAAAGGCUUUCAAUCAUAAAUUAUCCAGAAGUGUCUGUUCCUUCCAGUGCAGUUAUCCUAAUGGCUCUAUAAGCUUAUAUGGUUCCCCUGUGUUUCUUCAGUGGCUGAAUAUAAAGUCAUUUUCCUGAGGGACCAUUGUAAAAUAAUGAGUCGUAACCUACAACCCAGAGCCAAGGUGCCACAGUUUAUUAUCAUCUUCUGACCACUAGAUGGCACUGGACACUAUCAUGUGAAAAAUUAAGGUGCCACGCAUCUCUGCUAUUAAACUGCAAUUAAACAGGCA